GCACCGAGUCCGUCUGGCAAGACUGCGGGCACUGAGUCGUCUGGCAAGACUGCGGGCACCGAGUCGUCUGGCAAGACUGCGGGCACCGAGUCGACUGGCGGAACAGCGGGCACCGAGUCGUUUUCUGGCAAGACAGUGGGGCUCCGAGUCAACAGGCCACGACAGUGUGGGCACCGGGAUCAUCAGGUAUCGGAUUGUCUGGCUCGACAGCGGGCAUCGGGUCACCAGGGAGAGGCUUCAGGCCGAGGAGAGGCUUCAGGCCGCGUAGAGGCUUCAGGCGAGUAGAGGCUUCAGGCCCCGAGU
Molecule: messenger RNA, 303 nt
Organism: Staurois parvus
Lineage: Eukaryota; Metazoa; Chordata; Amphibia; Anura; Ranidae
Source: the annotation of a GenBank genome assembly